AUGUCUCAGGCUGCUAAGGCUGCGGCCACCACGGCGGUAAACCCGGGGCCUGAUGGCAAGGGGAAGGGGGGCCCAACCACGGGGCCAGCCCCAGCCCCUGGCCCCACCCCGGUCCCAGCUUCUGUGCCCAGGCCCAGUGCCAAAGUAGGGGACCUUCCUCCUGGGAGCUACAAGCUGGUCGUCUUCGAGCAGGAAAACUUCCAGGGUCGUCGGGUUGAAUUCUCAGGAGAGUGCCUGAACCUGGGAGACCGUGGAUUUGACCGCGUGCGCAGCCUGAUCGUCAUCUCAGGACCCUGGGUGGCCUUUGAGCAAUCUGCCUUCCGUGGGGAGAUGUUUGUCCUGGAGAAGGGUGAGUACCCACGUUGGGACACCUGGACCAGCAGUUACCGUAGUGACCGACUCAUGUCCUUCCGGCCCAUCAGGAUGGAUUCCCAGGAGCAUAAGAUCUGUCUGUUUGAAGGCGCCAACUUCAAGGGCAACACCAUGGAGAUCCAAGAGGAUGAUGUGCCCAGCCUCUGGGUAUAUGGCUUCUGUGACCGUGUGGGCAGUGUGACCGUCUCCGGUGGCACAUGGGUCGGCUAUCAGUACCCGGGCUACCGUGGCUACCAGUAUCUGCUGGAGCCCGGCGAUUUCCGACACUGGAAUGAGUGGGGCGCCUUCCAGCCGCAGAUGCAGGCUGUCCGUCGCCUGCGGGACCGCCAAUGGCAUCAUGAGGGCUGCUUCCCGGUGCUGGCCGCUGAGCCCCCCAAGUGAGUCAAGCUGCAC
Messenger RNA from Phodopus roborovskii (desert hamster), 765 nucleotides. RefSeq names its product crystallin beta B1 (gene Crybb1). Gene Ontology annotation, molecular function: structural constituent of eye lens. Gene Ontology annotation, biological process: lens development in camera-type eye; visual perception. The record is from RefSeq and is a predicted model, not a curated record. The transcript is spliced from 5 exons. Bases 1 to 753 code for a protein of 250 amino acids. Lineage: Eukaryota; Metazoa; Chordata; Mammalia; Rodentia; Cricetidae.